GACUGGAGCCGCUGGCGGGUCGGUGCAGAGUCGGCGGCGGUGGCCGCACUGGCGGCGCGGCCUCGGUCCUCCUGGCGUCCUCGCCUUCGGCCCGCUCCCCGCCCGGCCAUGCCGCCGCCCGCGCCGCCCACGGUGCUGGUGCCGUCGGAGCGGGCCGUGGUGCUGCUGUCGUGCGUGCUGUCCGCGCUGGGCUCGGGCCUGCUGGUGGCCACGCACGCCCUGUGGCCCGACCUGCGCAGCCGAGCGCGGCGCCUGUUGCUCUUCCUGUCGCUGGCCGACCUGCUGUCGGCCGCCUCCUACUUCUACGGGGUCCUGCAGGACUUCUCGGCCACCUCGUGGGACUGCGUGCUGCAGGGCGCGCUCUCCACCUUCGCCAACACCAGCUCCUUCUUCUGGACCGUGGCCAUCGCCCUCUACCUGUACCUCAGCAUCGUCCGCACCCCGCGCGGACCCCGCGCCGGCCGCCUGCUCCUGGCUUUUCACGUCGUCAGCUGGGGGGUUCCACUGGCCAUCACCGUGGCAGCUGUCAUCCUAAAGAAGAUCGGCUACGACGCCUCGGACGUGUCCGUGGGCUGGUGCUGGAUCGACCUGGAGGCGAAGGACCGUGUCCUGUGGAUGCUGCUGACCGGGAAGCUGUGGGAGCUGCUGGCCUACGUCAUGCUGCCCGUGCUCUACCUCCUCAUCCGGAAGCACAUAAACAGGGCGAGGCUGACGUCGGUGCUUGUCCUGGCCACCCUGAUCUCGGCCUUCGGGUCCUCCUUCCAGUACGGCUACAAUGUGGCCGCUAUCAACUCCCCUUCAGAGCUCAUGAAAGCAUUUUACAAUGAGACCUACUAUGAUCGGACCACUUACUACCUGAGCGACUUCUCCUUGACGCUCCUGUGGUCUCUGUCUGUGUCCAUGUUCCCCUUCGGCGGCCUCGUCGGGUCCCUCAUGGUCGGCUUCUUGGUGAAUAAACUUGGGAGGAAAGGGACCUUGCUGCUGAACAACGUCUUCUCCAUCGUGCCCGCCAUCUUGAUGGGUUCCAGUGAAGCUGUCCACUCGUUUGAGAUAAUCAUUCUCUCCAGGCUGCUGGUGGGCAUCUGUGCAGGUCUGUCUUCCAACGUCGUCCCUAUGUACCUGGGGGAGCUGUCCCCCAAGAACCUGAGGGGAGCCCUGGGGGUGGUGCCCCAGCUCUUCAUCACCGUGGGCAUCCUCGUGGCCCAGAUCCUGGGCCUUCGGAGUCUCCUUGCAAACGAGAAAGGCUGGCCCAUCCUCCUCGGGGUGACUGGGAUCCCCGCGGCUCUGCAGCUCCUGCUGCUGCCCUUCUUCCCGGAGAGCCCCAGGUACCUGCUGGUUCAGAAGAAAAACCCCGAAGCGGCCAGGAAAGCCCUGAAAAGGCUGCGUGGCUGGGACGACGUGGAAGACGAGAUGGAGGAGAUCCGGCUGGAGGACGAGGCCGAGAAGGCUGCGGGCUUCAUCUCCAUAGUGAAGCUGUUCAGGAUCAGGUCCCUGCGCUGGCAGCUCAUCUCCAUCAUCGUCCUCAUGGGCGGCCAGCAGCUGUCGGGAGUGAACGCGAUCUACUACUACGCGGACGAGAUCUACAAGAACGCGGGGGUGGCAGAAGAUAACGUCCAGUAUGUGACGGCGGGCACGGGGGCUGUCAACGUGGCGAUAACCAUUUUAGCUGUGUUCGUGGUGGAGCUUUUGGGGAGGAGAAUGCUGCUGCUCCUGGGCUUCUCCAUCUGCUGCUCCGCCUGCUGCGUGCUCACGGCCGCUCUGGUUCUGCAGACCACCGUCUCCUGGAUGCCUUACCUCAGCAUCGGCUGUGUCCUCAUCUACGUCAUAGGACACGCCCUGGGGCCCAGUCCCAUCCCCGCGCUGAUCAUCACCGAGAUCUUCCUGCAGUCCUCCCGGUCCUCCGCCUACAUGGUGGGGGGCAGCGUCCACUGGCUCAGCAACUUCACGGUGGGCUUGCUCUUCCCCUUCAUUCAGGAGGGCCUCGGGCCCUACAGCUUCAUCAUUUUUGGUGGGGUGUGUUUUCUCACCACCGUCUUCGUGUUCCUGGUGAUCCCCGAGACCAAGGGCAAGACAUUCAUGGAGAUCAACCAGACCUUCGCCAAGAGGAAUCAUGUGUCCGAGGUGUACCCAGAAAAUGAGGAGCUAAAGGAGAUUCCGGAGGAACGCAAGAAACUUCCGGAGGAAAUGGAACUUCCGGAGGAGACAGAACUUCCGGGGAAACGGAAGGAACUUCCGGGGGAGCAAAAGGAACUUCCGGAGAAGCUCAAGUCCGUCUCGGAGGAACUAAACUUGGUGUCGGAGGGACUAAAGGAACUUCCGGAGGGAGUGAAGUCCGCGUUGGAGGGACUAAAGGAACUUCCGGAGGAACUGAAGUCCGCGUCGGGGGGACUAAAGGAACUUCCGGCGAAACUGCAGUCCGUGUCGGAGGAUCUAAGGGCAGUUUCAGAGGCGCUGAAGGCCGUGGCCGAGGAACGUCAGGAGGAACUACAGGAGCUUUCGCCCUCCGCCUCGGAGCAGUAACUCGGGGGGUAGGCGCCUGCUAAGUGGUCGGCGGCGUGGAGCCCCCUUCUUGGGUUUUUUUCUGAGUAACAGUUGUCUGUAAAUAUCCAGAACGAGGCCAGUCCAGUGGGGGGUGCAGGCCCCAAAGGGCUUCCGUGCAGUUACGAAAGCCAGACUGCCCCCUCCCCAGGCCCCAGUCACAGUGAGCAGCCGUCCUCCCGCCACGGCGGGGUUCGCCUUUGUGCGGCUCCUGUAACACCGGCUUUUAGGACAAAAAGCAUUAGUGCGGUGGUGAGAGAGAAGGAAUCCAAUUUGGCCAGAGAAGCAAUCCUUUCUCCAACCCCGUGGGUCUUCUGGGGGCCACGGGCCUGUGUUCAGAGCAGAAUUCAUCCUCUUGUCGGAUCCACCUCCAGCAUCGCCGCUCCGGGAAAGUGUGCGGUCGCAAGCAACGAUGUCCAGGAAGGUGGAGAGCAGGUCCCUACGGAGACUUGAACCAAGUCAGGGAUUGUUAAUCCUGAAUUAUACUGUUAGAGGACAGUGGAAUUGCCUCUGAAUACUCAAUAAAACAAAUGCGAUCAUUUUUCACCAA
Molecule: messenger RNA, 3088 nt
Organism: Myotis daubentonii (Daubenton's bat)
Lineage: Eukaryota; Metazoa; Chordata; Mammalia; Chiroptera; Vespertilionidae
Gene: SLC2A5
Product: G-protein coupled receptor 157-like
Exons: 13
Coding region: 109-2520 (803 amino acids)
Biological process (GO): fructose transmembrane transport; dehydroascorbic acid transport
Cellular component (GO): plasma membrane
Molecular function (GO): D-glucose transmembrane transporter activity; fructose transmembrane transporter activity
Source: RefSeq, a predicted model, not a curated record